AUGGCAUACAUAGCGCCUAUUCACCGGCCUAACAGUGUGCGACACGCACUUCGUGUCAACCUGUUUCCUGGUGAGGAUGAGUGCUUGAUUCUUGCCAAAACUAAUCGUCUAGAAAUAUGGAAGCUUCACGAGUCCGGCACUUUGGUGCAUACCGACACGAGACGAGUAAAUGGUACCAUCUCCAUAUUACAGAAGCUCCAACCUCGAGAUACCAAGACUGAGUUGGUCUUUAUUGGAACUGAUAGAUUUCAUUACUUCACCUUCGGAUGGAAUACUACAACUAAAAGAUUAGAAACGGUCGACUCUUUCUUCGAUAUCCAUGAGAAACACAUGCGUGAUGCCCAGAGCCAGGAUAUGUGUGUAGUGGACCCGACAGGGCGGUUUAUGGUAGUCUUCCUUUGGGAAGGAGUAAUUAAUGUUUUACGAAUGCACACUGUAAAGAGCAAGAGGCAAAACCUUCACUGGAUGGAUCAGGUCCGAGUAUCAGAGCUUUAUAUCAAAGGGGCAACCUUUCUACAUGUUGAAACUGGUCACCCAAAGAUCGCAUUCCUCUAUCAAACCCGAACCGAUAUCCCCGACUCUCAGCUCGUCACAUAUCGUCUAACAGCCGACGACAAGAACACAGAGGUUUCUAGGUUCGAAGUCCGAGAUCAGGUUGAUCGUAUAGAUAUCCCAGAUCCUGGCGCGAGAAUCUUGAUCCCAGUUGGUAAAGGCGAAGAGGACCAAAAACGCUACAUAAUACGAAACGCCUCUACCGCGCGAGCUCAACUCGGCGGGUUAAUUGUUGUUGGGGAGACCAGGCUAGUAUAUUACGAUGACGCCGCAAAGAAGAAGGUUGAAACUCCAUUGAAGGAAUCAUCCAUCUUCGUAGCUUGGGCCGAAUAUGAUGUUUCACAUUACUUAAUUGGAGACGACUAUGGAGCCAUGUGGCUUCUCGAGAUUCUACUCGACGGACCUGUGGUAACCGGCCUGGAAAUGACCAAGAUCGGAGAGACUUCGAGGGCAUACACCCUCGUCUACGUGGGGGAUAAUGUUUUGUUUGUCGGAUCUCAAUACGGGGACUCUCAGGUUUUCCAUGUCGACCUCGAAGCGAAGUCGCUACGUUUAAUCCAGACUUUGAACAAUAUUGCUCCGAUUCUGGACCUCAAUAUUAUGGAUUUGGGAAAUCGCGAAGGGGAAGGUCAAACUACUAAUGAAUACUCUUCUGGUCAAGCAAGGAUUGUUACAGGUAGCGGCGCUCAUAAAGAUGGGAGCUUACGUAGUGUACGAAGUGGUGUUGGGUUAGAUGACAUCGGCGUUCUUUCCGAUAUGGAAAAUGUUCGAUCAUUAUUUCCCCUUAAAUCCCACGAGGCAUCCAAGACUGAUACCUUGGUCGUUUCUCUCUUAACGGAAACUCGAAUAUUCAAGUUUACGCCUGGCGCCGAGGUUGAAGAACUAGAGGAAUUCGGAGGAAUGAUAUUUGACGAGCAGACGCUGCUAGCCCGAAAUCUCCCAAAUGGUCGAAUACUCCAGGUCACUACGACCAGCGCACUGCUUGUAGAUUUGGAGAGUGGUGUCGUUGUAUCGACAUGGAAACCCGCUGAAGGGCACAUAACAAACGUAUCAGCAAGUGAUGAGUGGAUUCUGCUCUCCGUUAACGGGUCGGCUCUUUUAUCUAUACGAAUAGAACAAGACCUAGUCAGAGUCGAGUAUAACGAUCUAGAAGAUAAAGACCAAGUUGCCUGUGUACACCUACCUCCAGACUAUCCUUCCAUUGGCGUUGUCGGCUUCUGGAAAUCGGGCAUGAUAUCCAUUAUUGAUCUAAAGACACUACAGUCUAUCCACGGAGAGAACUUGCGGCGAAAAGAUAAUAACGCUUCUAUACCGCGAGGCAUCGUGCUCGCGCAAGUUCUUCCCCCACACCUAGCUGGACCAACGUUGUUCAUAGCCAUGGAGGAUGGUUUUGUUAUCACCUUCAACAUAUCCAAGGCAGACUUUUCUCUAUCUGGGCGGAAGAGUGUUGUUCUAGGGACACGACAGGCUGGGUUGCAAUUGAUCCCUCGGGCCGAGGGAAUCUACAACGUAUUCGCCACAAGCGAGCAUCCCAGUAUGAUUUACGCGGCCGAAGGCAGAAUAGUCUACUCAGCAGUCACGGCCGAUGAUGCAACCUGCGUGUGUCCAUUUGAUACCGAAGCCUUUCCAGACUCAAUUGUUGUUGCAACAGAAAAAGAAAUCAAAAUAUCACAAAUAGAUACAGGACGCCAAACACACGUGCAAACACUACCAAUGGGAGAAACUAUUCGUCGCAUAGCCUAUUCUCGUAGCGAGAGGGCCUUUGGCCUGGGCUGUUUGAAAAGGGAGGUUAAGAACAAUGCGGAGAUUCUCACUAGCUCAUUUAAGUUGGUAGAUGAAGUUGCUUUCAAGCAGCUUGGAAGUAGUAUUGUUUUAAGCAGUUCGACACGGGUGGAAGCGGUAGAGGCUGUCAUUCGAGCAGAGCUUCCCGACUCGUAUGGGAAUCCGGUUGAAAGAUUUUUAGUUGGCACCUCUUUUCUCGACAGACCGCAAGGUACCUCACCAGAGGACUUUAUCAGAGGCAGAAUCUUAGUUAUCGGGGUUGACAGUGAAAGAGUCCCCUACAUAAUAAGCAGCAAGGACUUGAAAGGUGCUUGUAGGUGUCUAGCCGUCAUGGGAGAUAUGGUUGUUGCGGCCUUAGCAAAGACGGUUAUCUUGUACUCAUACGAUGAGAUAUCUUCAACGUCUGUAGAGUUGAGGAAAGUAGCAUCAUAUCGACCAGCUGCUUAUCCUGUUGACUUGGCAAUCGAUGGCAACAUCAUCGCGGUCGCUGACCUGAUGAAAUCAAUGACGCUAGUUGAGUAUGUCCCACCUGCUGAUGGCCAAGCGGCUAAGCUUGUGGAAGUCUCAAGACAUUACCAAGCAUUCUGGGCCACCGCCGUGUGUCAUAUAGACCAGGAAUCAUGGUUAGAGUCGGACGCGCAGGGCAACUUACUGGUACUAAGGCGAAACCUGGCCGGCGUCACGAUAGAGGACAAACGCCGCAUGGAAAUCACGAGUGAGAUCAACCUUGGCGAAAUGGUGAAUAAGAUCCGAAAGGUCGUAGUAGAUGCUAGCGAGAAUGCCGUCGUCAUCCCGCGCGCAUUUCUCGGCACGGUUGAAGGGGGCGUCUACUUGUUCGGAACUAUUGCACCAGAGUACCAGGAUCUGCUGAUCCGAUUCCAGAUCAAGCUUGCAGAGGUCGUGGAGACUACGGGUAACAUACUCUUCUCUAGAUAUCGAUCUUUUAGGAACGAGGAGCGCGAGUCGGAAGGGCCGUUUCGCUUCAUAGACGGAGAGUUCCUUGAGCGAUUCUUGGACAUUGAUGAGAAGAUACAGGAGGAGGUAUGUGCAGGAUUAGGCCCUGACGUCGAAGCUAUGCGAAAUCUUGUCGAGGAGUUAAAACGAAUUCACUAA
Molecule: messenger RNA, 3447 nt
Organism: Daldinia childiae
Lineage: Eukaryota; Fungi; Ascomycota; Sordariomycetes; Xylariales; Hypoxylaceae
Product: DNA damage-binding protein 1a
Exons: 3
Coding region: 1-3447 (1148 amino acids)
Biological process (GO): proteasome-mediated ubiquitin-dependent protein catabolic process; DNA repair
Cellular component (GO): nucleus; site of double-strand break
Molecular function (GO): protein binding; nucleic acid binding
Source: RefSeq, a predicted model, not a curated record